Molecule: messenger RNA, 484 nt
Organism: Lathyrus oleraceus (garden pea)
Lineage: Eukaryota; Viridiplantae; Streptophyta; Magnoliopsida; Fabales; Fabaceae
Product: pumilio homolog 1
Exons: 1
Coding region: 16-390 (124 amino acids)
Source: RefSeq, a predicted model, not a curated record
UCUCGUGUUUAUCUAAUGGUAAUUGAUAAUCACCAGAAGACGAUGUCUGAUGUUGCGAUGAGAUCGCUGAUUAGGGUUUACGCCAAUUAUUAUUACAUGAAUGCGAAUCUGAAUCCGAGGUUUCCUCCGCCGUUAGUGUCGAAAGAAGAUUGGCGGUUUUCGCAACGGCGGAUGAAUGGUGAAGGAAGGAGGUUGAAUGGUGAAGGAGGUGAGAAUGUGAAUGGAGAAAGAUCUGUUUUUUCUAUGCAGGCUGGAGGGGUUAAUGGGAAGAUGGAUGGUGCUGAAUGGGGCGGCGACGAUGGCUUGAUUGGUUUGCCGGCGCUAGGGCUUGGAAGUAGGCAGAGGAGCAUUGCUGAUAUAUUUCCGGUGAGGGAUUAUGCAAUUUUUUAAUACUGUUUGUAUUUGGAUUUUUGUUGUUUUUGUUGUUAUGUUGGUGUGAGAUUGAGACCUUUUAGCUAAAGUUAUUAUUGGAUUUGUCGCAAGG